This is a messenger RNA of Urocitellus parryii (Arctic ground squirrel), 2145 nucleotides long. It is a transcript of the gene Agxt2, whose product is annotated as alanine--glyoxylate aminotransferase 2. NCBI's taxonomy places the organism in Eukaryota, Metazoa, Chordata, Mammalia, Rodentia, Sciuridae. Gene Ontology annotation, biological process: glyoxylate catabolic process. Gene Ontology annotation, molecular function: L-alanine:glyoxylate transaminase activity; pyridoxal phosphate binding. Gene Ontology annotation, cellular component: mitochondrion. The record is from RefSeq and is a predicted model, not a curated record.
CCACUGACCUGCUUCUACAGGAGUUUGCUUCCUGCCUGGGAGAAAUGACUUCAGCCUGGAGACAUUUGCAGAGAGCCUGGUGCCUGGAGACCUCCUCUCCCAGGACCUCCAAGUUGUGUCCCUCGCUGAGCCAUGCUUCCUGGAUAUCUGGAACCAAGCUUGGUCUUCAUUCAAAACCCAAAAUGCCACCAUGCGACUUCCUGCCUGAAAAAUACCAGUCUCUUGCCUACAACCAUAUCCUGGAGAUCCACAAGAAGCAUCUUUCUCCUGUGGCAACAGCAUAUUUCCAGAAGCCCUUGCUCCUACACCAGGGACACAUGGAAUGGCUAUUUGAUUCUGAAGGCAACAGAUACCUGGAUUUCUUUUCUGGGAUUGUCACUGUCGGUGUUGGUCACUGCCACCCGAAGGUGAAUGCGGCUGCACAAAAGCAGCUCGGCCGCCUGUGGCACACGAGUUCUGUCUUCUUUCACCCUCCAAUGCACACAUAUGCGGAGCAGCUUUCCGCACUUCUUCCUGAGCCUCUUAAGGUCAUUUUCUUGGUGAACAGUGGCUCAGAGGCCAAUGACUUGGCCAUGCUGAUGGCGAGGGCACACUCCAACAACACAGACAUCAUUUCUUUCAGAGGGGCCUACCAUGGAUGCAGUCCUUACACCCUUGGUAUGACAAACGUAGUGGCUUACAAGACGGGACUCUCCAGUGGGAUGGGUUGUCGAUCAACAAUGUGCCCAGAUGUUUUCCGUGGUCCUUGGGGAGGAAGCCACUGUCGAGAUUCUCCAGCACAAACAAUUAGGAAAUGCAGCUGCGUACCAGACUGCUGCCAAGCUAAAGAGCAAUAUAUUGAACAGUUCAAAGACACUCUGAACACUUCUGUGGCCAAGUCAGUUGCUGGAUUUUUUGCAGAGCCAAUUCAGGGUGUGAAUGGCGUUGUCCAGUACCCAAAGGGGUUUCUCAAGGAAGCCUUCAAGCUGGUGCGAGAAAGGGGAGGUGUAUGCAUUGCCGAUGAAGUACAGACAGGAUUUGGAAGGUUGGGCUCUCACUUCUGGGGCUUCCAAACCCAUGAUGUGAUGCCUGACAUUGUCACCAUGGCAAAAGGGAUUGGGAAUGGCUUUCCCAUGGCAGCAGUUGUGACUACUCCAGAAAUUGCCAGAUCUUUGGCUAAACGCGUGCUUCACUUCAACACCUUUGGAGGGAACCCCUUGGCCUGUGCCAUUGGAUCUGCUGUGCUCGAGGUGAUUGAAGAAGAAAAACUACAAGAAAACUGUCAAGAAGUUGGUACCUACAUGUUACUGAAGCUUGCUAAGCUGCGGGAUGAGUUUGACAUUGUUGGAGAUGUCCGAGGCAAGGGCCUCAUGAUAGGGAUAGAAAUGGUGCAGGACAAGAUGAGCCGCCAGCCCCUACCUCCUCAAGAAGUAAGUCAAAUCCAUGAGGACUGCAAAAACAUGGGUCUCAUAGUGGGAAGAGGCGGCAUUUUUUCUCAGACCUUCCGCAUGGCACCCCCAAUGUGCAUCACUAAGCCAGAAGUUGACUUUGCAGUGGAAGUAUUUCGUUCUGCCUUAAUCCAACACAUGGAGAAAAGAGCAAAGUAGAAGUUUUAGAAAUAAAAAAAUUCAAGCCUUAGCAACUUCCCACUUCUAUGCAAGAGUGAAUCUGAGGAAUUUCAAAACCACUGGCAUUGGGAGUAAACCUGCAGCUCUCUCAGUAGUUGUAAAAGACAACUGAUUGCCUCCUGACCAUAUUUAUUAACAGAGGUCCUAUUAUUGAGAAUUCCAUCAUUAGAGAAAAGGAUCUCUGUCUUUAGCAUAGAGAAUCACUCAUAUUUAGUCUACAGCCUAAAUUGAUUUUCCUUUGCAUUAAUCAGUUUUGGAAUGAAUAUGUGGUACUUUUUUGGCCAAUGAAUCCUAAAGGAAAAUCUUUUAGUGGAGGUGCCUUCAGGGAAAGGCUUCUCUACUUUACUCUUCAGCUCAAGAAGAGAUGUCUUCUUGUUGCACUGAAAACACCUUAUGUUGAAAUGGGAUUCCUGGAACCACAUCAUCUGUCUUGGAGCCAAUGGGAAAAGCCUGAUUGCUGAGGUUGAAAGAUAAAUGGAAGCUGAGCAUUUACUGAUGCUAAUGAAGCUCUGAUAACCAAUCCUGGAGCCACCCUACC